UAGAGAAUUAUUUGUCUAUGAGUUUAUCUAUGGUCUCAAGGUCAUAUACCUAUUGUCCAUCUUCCAUGUUUACUUUAGAGCGUUUUAAUUAAAAUUUUAUUCCUUUGAUGAAAGAGGGUUAGGAUGAGUAACUUAUCAUUUGACUACGAUGAUCAGGAUUCAAUUGCCAGGGAGUAUACUGAAGAUGAAAAACCUGAUUACAUAGAUAUUGUUCACCAUUUCACUGAUGAGAAAGGAAUGAGAUCGUCCAUUGAAUAUGUAAUAGGUGAAAUGAAAAGAGAUGUUAGUUUAAAUGAGAGCAAUACCUUUGAAUAUGAUGCCGAAAUUGAGCCUUUGAGCAGUGAACAUGCCUCAUCUCAUGAAGAUCAAUUUAGGAACUAUAUACAUGCUGUUCCUUUGAAUAAACAAGAACAUAAAUGUCAGUUAUUGCUCAGGAUACAAUUGACAGGGAGCAUACUGAAGAUGAAAAGCCUGAAGACAUAGAUAUUGUUGACCAUUUCACUGAUGAGAAUGAAAUAAUAUCGUUCAUUGUGUAUGAAACUGGUGAAAUUAAAAGAGAUUAUAGUUUCAAUGAAACUAAUACUUAUGAAGAUGAUGCAGAAAUUAAGUAUACUGAAGAUGAAAAACCUGAUGACAUAGAUAUUGUUCACCAUUUCACUGAUGAGAAAGGAAUAAGAUCGUCCAUUGAAUAUGUAAUAGGUGAAAUGAAAAGAGAUGUUAGUUUAAAUGAGAGCAAUACCUUUGAAUAUGAUGCCGAAAUUGAGCCCUUGAGCAGUGAUCAUACCUCAUCUCAUAAAGAUCAAGGAAGGAACUAUAUAGAUGGUGUUCAUUUGAAUAAACGAAAACAUAAAUGUGAGUUUUGCGAAUAUGCAGCUGCCCAGAAGAAAACACUUGAAAGCCAUAUAAAGGCUGUUCAUUUGGAUAAACGAAAAUAUACAUGUCACCUGUGCAACUAUGCUUCAGCUCUUGAAAGUAGUCUCAUAAGUCAUAUAGAUUCAGUUCAUUUGGAUAAACAAAAGUGCCACUUGUGUAACUAUGCUUCAGGUGUUAAAAGAAACCUAAAAAGUCAUUUCGAUACUGUUCAUUUGAAUAAAAGAAAGCAUAAAUGUCAGUUGUGUGAGUAUGCAACGAAUGGGAAGGCAGAGCUAAAAUCUCAUUUAGAUCUUGUUCAUCUGAAUAAACGAGAAUAUAAAUGUCAGUUUUGUGAGUAUGCAUCUAACCGCAAGGCAACCCUAAAACAGCAUUUAGAUAUUCAUUUGAAUGAAAAAAAGCAUAAAUGUCAAUUGUGUGAGUAUACAACAUAUAGAACGGGAUACUUGAAACAGCAUUUGGAUGCAGUACAUUUGAAUAAACGGGAAUAUAAAUGUCAGUUUUGUGACUAUGCAACUAACUACAAGAUAAACCUAAAACAUCAUUUAGAUGCUAUUCAUUUUAAAAAACGAAAACAUAAAUGUGAGUUUUGUGAGUAUGCAGCUACCCAGAAGAUCGCCCUAAAAAAUCAUAUAAAUGCUGUUCAUCUGGAUAAACGCGAAUAUACAUGUCACCUAUGCAACUACACUUCAGCUGUUAAAGGAAUGCUCAAGGUUCAUAUAAAUGUUGUUCAUUUUAAAUAUAAUAUAAAUAUAAAAAAACAUAAAUGUCACUUAUGUGAGUAUGCUACAAAUUAUUCAACUAGACUAAAGAUGCAUAUAGAUGUAGUUCAUUUGAACAAAAAAGAACAUAAAUGUCAGUUUUGUGAAUAUGCAACAAGCCGUAGUGGAAACCUUAAAUAUCAUAUAAAUACUGUCCAUUUUAAUAUAAAAAAACAUAAAUGUCACUUAUGUGAGUAUGCUACAAAUUAUUCAACUAGACUAAAGAUGCAUAUAGAUGUAGUUCAUUUGAACAGAAAAAAAAAUAAUUGUCAGUUUUGUGGAUAUGCAACAAGCCUUAGGGGAAACCUCAAAAAUCAUAUAAAAACUAUUCACUUCAAUGAGCGAGAACAUAGGUGCCAUCUAUGCGAGUAUACUUCAACUGAUAAAGAAAGUAUAAAAAGGCAUUUAAAUGUUGUUCAUUCGAAUAAAAAAGAGCAUAAAUGUCAUUUAUGCGAACAUGUUACAGCUAAUUUGACACACCUAAAGAUGCAUAUAGAUGUAGUUCAUUUGAACAAAAAGGAACAUAAAUGUCAGUUUUGUGAAUAUGCAACAAGCCAUAGGGGAAACCUCAAAUGCCAUAUAAAUACUGCUCAUUUGAAUAAAAAAGAGCAUAAAUGUCAUUUAUGCAAUCAUGCUACAUCUAGUUUGGCAAACCUAAAGAUGCAUAUAGAUGAAGUUCAUUUGAACAAAAAAGAACAUAAAUGUCAGUUUUGUGAAUAUGCAACAAGCCGUAUGGGAAACCUCAAAAGACAUACAGAUAGCAAGCAUAUAAAUGAAAAAAAUUCUUAAUGUUACCUAUGAAAAGGAAUCUGCUGUUGGUGAAAAAAUUCUCGUAGAUAGAUAAGUUUCUCUAUUUCAGAUAAAUUACAGAUAUAUGCUUUAAUUUCAUUGAAAUUGUGUCACCAUUAAAGUUUUCAUUCAGCUCUCUUAAAAUACUCCCCCAGGCUAUAUGGUUCUAUUGAAACUUACUUUUCCAGCAGGAAGUUAAAAUAUUCUAAAUAAAAAUACAGAAUUUUCCUAA
Harmonia axyridis is the source of this 2652-nucleotide messenger RNA. RefSeq names its product zinc finger protein 845-like. Gene Ontology annotation, molecular function: RNA polymerase II cis-regulatory region sequence-specific DNA binding; DNA-binding transcription factor activity, RNA polymerase II-specific. The transcript is spliced from 3 exons. The record is from RefSeq and is a predicted model, not a curated record. The coding region runs from base 417 to 2420 and encodes 667 amino acids. Gene Ontology annotation, biological process: regulation of DNA-templated transcription. Lineage: Eukaryota; Metazoa; Arthropoda; Insecta; Coleoptera; Coccinellidae.